ACUGAACUAUCUUAGAGACUUUGUAUUGUAAAAUGUUAUUCACCUGUUAGUUGUACUACUUAUUGUGCAUUAUGUGGUUUGCACUGUACCCCUUUAGACAAGAAGUGACCAUUGUAUUGUAAAUGUAAUUUUAUUUAUUUAUUUCGUGUUUCUUAAAUAUUCAUGGAUCCGUGUUUUGAUGCAGAGACAGAGCGUAGGUAGUCAGUGAGCAAGAAAUCUAUGGCGGGAUCCUCUAGUACAGGCUUUCCAUGGACACCUGCAACGAUCGCUAUAGCACUUAAUGCCUCCUUACAGGUUGUGCGCGAAGGAAACGAUGAUCCGUUAAAGGAGAACAACAUAAUCCAAGCCGUGGCGAAAUUGCAUGCAAGACCCAUAUGUUCUAGGUUAACCGCGCCACUCCAAUGUGUAACCACCGAGGACCUUAGGGCCCUCUUGUAUCACCGGCGUCAAAUGUAUCUGAGGGUCCGCGAACUGGCCGACCAUCCUUCUGUGAUAGGUUUCUCUAGGAGGCAAAGAACGAUAGUAAUGUCGCCAGACCAGUAUGCAUCCCAUAUUCAGGCUUUCCCGGAAGACGAACAGUUGAUGAACAAAGAAAUCUCACACUUCUUGACGAUGUGUAUGCUCUUCGGCGGGGGUGUGAUGCCUGGUUCGCGUAGAAGACGACGACAGUCAGCGAAUCAAAGGGGUACAGAGGCGACCUCUACGAAUCAUCCAGAUAAUGACGAGGACAAAGACGAUGACGAUUUCAUGCCCCCCAUGCCUAGACGUUCGAACAGAAAUACAGGAGAAAGUUCUAGGAACACUGCAAGAGGACGUUCACGCACAACAUCGAGAUGCCAUACAACUGAUAGGGAAAUAGGACGUGGUACCACCUCGGAGAAACCUCAAGAUGAUGACGACGACGACGAUUUCAUGCCACAACGACCCCGCCCUCUGAGGCUUCCAUCUCCGGAGGACACCGAUGACCCUGAAAAUGAUGAUGGAUUUGCUCGUACUCAUUUUUACAACUUUCUAGAACCACCUCGGAGACGACAACCAUCUUACCCGGAUAGCUUUGACCAUCGCACCUGGAAUUCUUACGCUAAUUUGCGUCGCCACUUUCCUUCGCCCUAA
Messenger RNA from Phragmites australis (common reed), 1113 nucleotides. RefSeq lists its product as uncharacterized. The transcript has 2 exons. The coding region runs from base 220 to 1113 and encodes 297 amino acids. Lineage: Eukaryota; Viridiplantae; Streptophyta; Magnoliopsida; Poales; Poaceae. The record is from RefSeq and is a predicted model, not a curated record.